Messenger RNA from Seminavis robusta, 2634 nucleotides. The record is from the annotation of a GenBank genome assembly. NCBI's taxonomy places the organism in Eukaryota, Bacillariophyta, Bacillariophyceae, Naviculales, Naviculaceae.
AUGAACCAUAACAACAACAACAAUGGCAUGAGAACGGUUGCCAGUGGACGUGGUGGUGGUAAUCGUCGGAAUCGUGGCCAGAACCGCCGGCGCCGGUCCAACAAUAACAAUACCAAUAACAAUACCAAUCAUCAAAGCAACAACAGGAACAAUGCUUCGACCUUUUUCACUCCCAAAGCGGUAGAGAGAAUGGUCUUGGCAGAGACUUACCAAGGACCUGUGCGUGUCUUGUUACACGUAUCAACAAAUCAGUUGAAUCAGUUGCAGCACAAUGAGUUUUGUGGAGGUCAGAUUUUGGAUGAUACGCACCAUACACCCGUCUUGUUGAAUGCCGGGCCCGUACGGCAGAUGGCAGCCUUGACAACAACGACACGGCAAACCAACGGCAUUCUCCAGCUGAUGAUUGAGAUUCAGGGCUACGUGACGAGUAGUGUCAACGGUCUUGGCGGUCCGACGCAUCCCCAGUUUCGUCCCUUUCUCUGUUUGACCAACUUUUGGUGUGCUACCAAUAGUUUGCCCGCAUCACUGGCUGGAAAAUCGUGGAGUCAACUGGUGCGCAACAAGCAGCCAGUACUGACUGCCAGCAACACCCAUGGCACUGUCAAGGGUGGAAACUCUACCAAGUUUCUAUUCGAUCAUUUGGACUCGUUGUCCAAUGACGAUUUGAUGGGAGUUUCCUUUUCGGCAUCGCAACAACAACAGCAUCAUCAACAGCAACAACAAGAACGAGAUUUUGGACAAAACCAAGCGGCAGUCUUUGAAUUCCUACAGCAUCACAAGGCCAUGAAAACACUCCAAGAUUCCAAAAUGAUGAUCAACCAUUCAAACAGCAAUGCUUCUUCCAAUUCCAAUGCGUCUUCCUCGUCGCCAACUAAUAGUAACAAUAGCAACAACAACAAUCAUGACAAUAGCAACAGCAAUGACAACAUGGAGGACGACAAUAACAACAACAGCAUGCUCCUCAAUGACGCCAGUUCCUCGUCCCAAUUGACGGAACAAAAACAGCAGCACGAACUCUACUUUGCGGCCGUCAGGGAAUUCGCCACGUCCCAAAUGGAUCGACAAAAGGCAAGUCUCACGUCCAAUGCCGGACGAGCCACUGCCGUCGAUGCCGCCAAGGUGGUCCAACAGCACAAGGACACAUUGACACGAGUACUGGAAGAAGCGUCCACCACGGAAGCCUGGAUCACCCGACGAUCACUCCUCCAAUGGCACGCCGUAUUAUGCGGCAAUGGACUCCAUCCAAGAGCAGGACAAGUUCGAAACAAAACGGUCAAGGCAGGAAAAACAGUAUUCUUGCCGGCGGAUCAAGUCAUCCUGCAUUUGGAACGAUACUUGCUUCCCGUAUUGCAAACACUCCAGGAACGACUGGCGGAAGUCGAAUCUCCCGUGGCGUGUCUCACGUAUGCCGCGGCCAUCUUUUUUUGUUUGGUCGAUUUGCACAUGUUUUCGGAUGGAAAUGGAAGAUUGGCACGGCUCGCGGGGAAUGGAGCCCUCAAAGCAUGCGGAUUGCCAUUUUGUGUCAAUUGGUUUGCCACUCCCGCACAACGAAAGGAAUAUGUACUGGCGCUCAUUCAGACGCGGCGCAAUCUGUCGCUCGUCUAUCGUGGCGUUGCAACAACUAAUAAUGACAAUGUCAUGGUGCGAACCGUGUUGCCCGCUACGGGACUCUUCUUUCCCCUCGUGGCGUUGUUGAUGGAUCGCGUCCGAAAAUGCCUACCGGAAUUAGUGCAACUACAGCAUGACAAACAGCUAUCCGCCAUGGAACAUGAAGAAGCCAGGGCGGCUCGACGAGCUCGAGAACGAGCCGCGGCAGGGUCUUGUUUGAUUUGUUUCGAUGACAACCCCAACAUUGCUACCUUGUGUUGUGGAAAGGCGGUACACUUGUCUUGCAUUGCCGAGUGGCUGGCAUCCAAUGCGUCCUGCCCCAAUUGCAGGGGCAACUUUCCAACCAUGCCGCGACGUCCUGCGCGACGAGACAACGAUGAUCAUCUUCUCUCCUCUGAUGACAGUGACUCGCAAUCGGACGAGGAAUAUGAUACUGUUUUUGCAGUGCCUGACUUUGGAACCAGUACCGAGGAGUUUUCGGAUGAAGACUCGACACUCGAAGAAGAAGUGCAUGGGUUGUUCGUGGCACAUCACCAGCAGCAGCAACAUGGAAACAACGAAAACGCUGCGAUUCAAGUGGAUGAUAGUACCGAUGACAUUGAAGAGGAAGAGGACGAUACCACGGAGGAGGUCGUUGUCGUCAGCCACCUUCACCAGGCCCAACAACAACAGCAACAUGAAGAGGAUGAUACCACGACGGACGAGAUGGACGACACAACAGAAGAAGUGAUUGUGCAACAGCAAAACAACAAUAAUCAUCCGGAUCCCGACGACACGACGGAGGAAAGUGACAACACGAGCGAAACCACAGUGGGGAUGGCCAACAACAAUAAUGACACUACCAUGUCGGACAACGAUACAGAUUCCACCACACUUGUCGCUCAGCCCGCACAGAAUCAGCACGGCCAAAUUAUGCUUUGUCAGCACUGCAGCAACCGCGCGGCGCUGGAGUGUACGAAUUCAUGCUGUGGUCGGUGCUGCAUGUUGGUGGGCGAAUACGAAUGCCCUCGCCAUGGACAUAUUUGA